Molecule: messenger RNA, 6791 nt
Organism: Rhinolophus ferrumequinum (greater horseshoe bat)
Lineage: Eukaryota; Metazoa; Chordata; Mammalia; Chiroptera; Rhinolophidae
Gene: RBM20
Product: RNA binding motif protein 20
Exons: 14
Coding region: 255-3920 (1221 amino acids)
Biological process (GO): regulation of RNA splicing
Cellular component (GO): nucleus
Molecular function (GO): mRNA binding; zinc ion binding
Source: RefSeq, a predicted model, not a curated record
GCGGUUCCUGCCGCCCGGGAGACGCCCCCUGGCCCCCACCCCCGCGUGGCCCGGUCGGAGGAGCGGGAGCAGCGGGAGGAGGAGGAGGCGGCGCCGCCGGGACUGCCUCCUCCCCGCCCCUCGCGUCUCCUCCCCGCGCCACCGGGCAGGACAAGGGUACUGGGCACGGGGACCCCGGCCAGUGAGCGCCCGUGCCCCGGGGCCACCCCUCGCGCGCGCAGUGUCGCCGCAAGCCGGGGCAGCUCUCGCCUCACAUGGUGCUGGCCGCAGCCAUGAGCCAGGACGCGGACCCCAGCGGCCCUGAGCAACCGGACAGAGAUGCCCGCAGCAUGCCGGGUGCCCCGGCGCCCCCAGCGCCCUCGGGCCCGCGAGGGAUGCAGCCGCCGCCGCCUCCUCCGCCCCCAGCGGGCCUACCCCAGAUCAUCCAAAAUGCCGCCAAGCUCCUGGACAAGAACCCGUUCUCCGUCAGUAACGCGAACCCUCUGCUUCCUUCUCCUGCCAGUCUCCAACUGGCUCAACUGCAAGCACAGCUCACCCUCCACCGGCUGAAGUUGGCACAGACAGCUGUCACCAACAACACUGCGGCGGCCACGGUCCUGAACCAAGUCCUCUCCAAAGUGGCCAUGUCCCAGCCGCUUUUCAACCAGCUGAGGCAUCCGUCUGUGAUCAGUGCCCCCCACAGCCAUACUGGGGUGCCUCAACAUGCUGCGAGUGUGCCCAGUGCCCGGUUUCCCUCUAAUACGAUUGCCUUCUCACCCCCCGGCCAGACACGAGGCCCAGGACCCUCCGUGAGCCUUCCCAGCCAGCCCCCCAGUGCCAUGGUGAUGCAUCCCUUCAGCGGGGUCAUGCCGCAGACCCCUGCCCAGCCAGCAGUCCUCCUGGGCCUCGGCAAGACUGGGCCCACUCCUGCUGCAGCGGGAUUCUACGAGUAUGGCAAAGCCCCCUCCGGCCAGGCAUAUGGCUCUGAAACAGACGGUCAGCCCAUCUUCCUGCCAGCCUCGGCCUCUACCUCGGGCAGUGUGACUUAUGAAGGGCACUAUAGCCACUCAGGGCAAGAUGGCCAAGCUGCCUUUCCCAAGGACUUCUACGGACCCAAUUCCCAAGGGUCGCACGUGGCAGGUGGGUUUGCGGCUGAGCAGGCGGGGGGCCUGAAAGGUGAGGUAGGCCCACUGCUGCCGGGUCCAAACAGCCAGUGGGAGAGCCCCCAAGGAUUCUCCGGCCAGAGCAAGCCUGAUCUCACAGCCGGCCCCAACCUGUGGCCUCCACCACCCAGCCAGCCCUAUGACCUGUAUGAUCCCGAGGAGCCCACCCCAGACAGAACCCCUCCUUCCUUCGGGGGUCGUGCAAACAACAGCAAACAGGGUUUCAGCGAGGUGCGGCGGCGAGCCAAGGAGGAGCAGGCAGUGCUGGCCGUGCGGCCCCUGCAGGCUCACGAGCUGAAUGACUUUCACGGGGUGGCCCCCCUCCACCUGCCACACAUCUGCAGCGUCUGUGACAAGAAGGUGUUUGAUCUGAAGGACUGGGAGCUGCAUGUGAAAGGGAAACUACAUGCUCAGAAAUGUUUGGUCUUCUCUGAAAAUGCUGGUAUCCGGUGUAUCCUCGGCUCGGCAGAGGGAACUCUGUGUGCCUCUCCCAACAGCACAGCUGUUUACAGCCCUGCUGACAGCGAAGAUUAUGCCUCAAAUCUUGGAACAGCAUAUGCAGCCAUUCCAGCAAGGUCUUUUACUCAGUCAAAUCCUGCAUUUCCUUCAGCUUCCCCCGGGACAAAUUUCACGCAGCGGAAAGCGGGUGCUGGCCGUGUGGUGCACAUCUGCAAUCUCCCAGAAGGAAGCUGCACUGAGAAUGACGUCAUUAACCUGGGGCUGCCCUUUGGGAAAGUCACCAAUUACAUCCUCAUGAAGUCUACUAAUCAGGCCUUUUUAGAGAUGGCUUACACAGAAGCUGCCCAGGCCAUGGUCCAGUAUUACCAAGAAAAAUCUGCUGUGAUCAAUGGUGAGAAGUUACUCAUUCGGAUGUCCAAGAGAUACAAGGAAUUGCAGCUGAAGAAACCUGGGAAAAACGUGGCUGCCAUCAUCCAGGACAUCCAUUCCCAGAGGGAAAGGGACAUGUUCCGGGAAGCAGACAGAUAUGGCCCUGAAAGGCCGCGGUCUCGCAGUCCAGUGAGCCGUUCACUGUCCCCGAGGUCCCACACUCCCAGCUUCACCUCCUGCAGCUCUUCUCACAGCCCUCUCGGCCCCUCGAGGGCCGACUGGGGUAAUGGCCGGGACUCCUGGGAUCAUUCUCCUUAUGCCAGGAGGGAGGAAGAGCGAGACCCGGCCCCCUGGAGGGAGAACGGAGAGGACAUGAGGGACAGGGCUGAUACAUGGGCGCAGGAUCGCAGACACUAUCCCUGGCAACUCGACAAAGCCCAAUUAGAGGAGCGACUGGAAGGAGGGAGGGGCCACCGAGAAAAGCACCCCAGGUCUGGGUCUCCCACCCUUCUCCACUCUGCGUCAGGCUACAAAAGCCGAGAAGACGGCUACUACCGGAAAGAGCCCAAAGGCAAAUCGGACAAGUAUGUGAAGCAGCAGCAGGACGUCACAGGGAGGUCCAGGAGGAAAGAUGAGGCCAGGCCGCGGGAAAGCAGACACCCACACCCGGACGACUCAGGCAAAGAAGAUGGGCUGGAGCCGAAGGUCACCAGGGCCCCCGAGGGCACCAGAUCGAAGCAGAGUGAGAAAAACAGAGCCAGGAGACCUGACAGAGACCAAGAAGGAGCUGAUGAUAGGAAAGAAAGCAGAGUGGCAGAGAAUGAGGCUGGGAAAGAGGGCAUGGAAGAAAGCCCGCCCUCAGCAGGCAGGCAGGAGAAAGAACAUGAGUCCUCUGAUCCAGAAAACACAAGGACAAAGAAGGAUCAAGACUGGGAGAGUGGAAGUGAAGCAGAGGGGGAGAGCUGGUACCCCACGAACAUGGAGGAACUGGUUACAGUGGACGAGGUGGGAGAGGAAGAAGAUUUUAUCAUGGAACCAGACAUCCCAGAGCUGGAAGAGAUCGUGCCCAUUGACCAGAAGGACAAAAUCUGCCCAGAAAUAUGUCCCUGUGUGACAACUACUUUACACCUGGAUUUAGCCAAGGAUUUCACCAAGGAGGGAGUCAAGACCAUAGGUAACGGGGCUACGGAAGUCAGCCCCAAGUCACCCAACGAAGUGCCUUCUGCUUCCACGAGCUGUCCCAGUGACAUGGACGUGGAAAUGCCUGGCCUAAAUCUGGAGGCUGAGCAGAAGCCAGCUGAAUUCGAGACAGGCCACUCACUGGAGGGUUCAGAUUGCUACGAGAAGCAGGCAAAGGGAACAGAGAGCUCAGAUGUUCGUCUGUCCCCCACACUCCAGCAAAUGUCUUCCCCCAAGCCAGCAGAGGAGAGGGCCCGGCAGCCUAGUCCAUUUCGCGAUGACGGCAAGGCCGGGGGGACCCCCGAAGAUGGGGCUUGUGAAGGCAGCCCCCCGGAGGAGAAAGCCAGCCCCCCCACUGAAACUGACCUCCAAAGCCAGGCUUGCCAAGGAGUGUCGACCCAGGAAAACUCCAGGUACCUGGAGAUGAAAUCUCUAGAUAUGAGGUCACCGGAAUACACUGAAGUGGAGCUGAAACAGCCCCUUUCUUUGCCUUCCUGGGAACCAGAGGACGUGUUCAGUGAACUCAGCAUUCCUCUAGGGGUGGAGUUCGUGGUGCCCAGGACUGGGUUUUACUGCAAAUUGUGUGGGCUGUUCUACACGAGCGAGGAGAUGGCGAAGAUAAGCCAUUGUCGCAGCGCUGUCCAUUACAGGAACUUACAGAAGUACCUGUCCCAGCUGGCUGAGGAGGGCCUAAAGGAAACAGAGGGGCCAGGCAGCCCGAGGCCUGAGGACAGCGGGAUUGUGCCCCACUUUGAAAAGAAGAAGCUCUGACACCCCUGGUGGAAACGGUGAAGGAGGGCCUAGGAGGUGGGGCCUUCCUGAUCUCCAGGACCGGAACUAAAGACAGAGAAGACGGAAAACAAGGCAGGCUUGGUGCCUGUGUCUGUUCUCAAAGAUUCAUGAAAACACCUCUGAAAUGUCUCCCAGAGUUGUCACCCUGCUGUGUCCAGCCCACUGAGCGUGGCCCACUCAAUCGCUGUGACUCUUGUUUCCCUCAGACAAUCUUUUCAUUUGCUUCUCUCUCUUCUUCCCCACCCCCUUUCUGUGCCAAGGGUCAUUUCCUCUUCAUAAAAUCCAACUUCUCAGGGAUUUUCACAGUGUUCACAUUUUUGAUGGGAUCGGACAGAUCAGGCCAGGCUGAGUCAUCCAAGGAAAAGAUUUCACGGAAACUCCUGGCUCAAGAACCACUUCAGUGAACCUGGGGCAGUUUCUCUGCCUGGCAUCCUGUGUGGGAGGGGAGUGAGUGGGACCCUGCAGUGGAGGAGAGGGGACCCCCGAGACAAUCAGUCGGCACAAGCUGGGAGUUCCUCCAGCUGGCCCACCUUUCUGAAAAGCCCCUGAUUUUAUUAAUAACUCUUUUACCCUUUCAGUUAUUCUAGACGUCUACCAGGUUCAUGCCUUAAAGUAAAAUUAAGUGAAUUUUACAGAGAAAGAAAAGAGCCCUUCAUUUUGGAAGCUCUGAUAAGUUCCCACCAAACUUACUUCCCUCCACGUGAUUUCAGGAGAUGCCAGGGUUUGUUCUAUUCUGUGCAAUGAAUGUGGUAUAGAUUCACUUUAAUGAAAACAAAAACAGACGCAUCCUCUUCCUUUAGCUAAAACAGCAGUUGGUACGGGCGUAGGUCGAAUGUUUGCCUCCUUGCCAUGGGUGGCAUUGGCUCAGGUGACACCAAAACAAGGCUCUGGCAUCUGUCCUUGACUCACCCUUGGUGCCUGCAUGCUGGGCUCCAGCAGCCUUACUGUGGGAUGGUUUUAAAUGGUGUUUCGGUGAGGGAAGAAGCUGAGGAAAGAGAAGGCUGCAGGGCUGGAGAGCAUUUGAGUAGUGCCUGGGGUUUGUAGGUGGGCCCUUUCCGAUUUGGCAGAAGGUCAAGGGCAGCUCAGAGUUGACCCCAUGUGCAGACUUUGAUGUCAAAUGUUGUGAAGAACAGAGCCCUUCACUUCCAUCGGGCCAUCUGAUACUAGAGGGCAGAGCCUUCAGGUCCUGGAUGAGUGGUGGGGUCUCCAGUUUGAUGUGACAUUGGGAAGGUUUGGGACAAAGGUGCUUGGGGAAAUGAGGCUCGGCUGCAGCCCUGAGAGAAGACGUCAAGCCGGUCAGAGGGAAGCCUGCUCCCCUUCCCACAGCUGAGAUACUUGCCUGGAGGAGGCGCCCCGGCUCAGCCCCUAGAAGACAGUUCUGUUGUUUCUAUUCCUGCCGCCACAGGUAGACCAGGAAGGGAUUGUCUUACUUAUUUUGCAUUUUUCUUUUAUGGUAGAAAAGAGUAUACUGCACAUUCUGCCCUCUAAUAGCAGAAGAGGAGAGAGAUUAGUGAGUUCAACACUGACAUUUUAUCAGUGAGGAAACGGAGGCACAGAAAGGAAAGAGAUGUAGAAUGUAAUGAAACGAUCCUAUGUGAACCUUGGGGCAAAUGGUCACCGGCAAGGACACACUUGUUGGGAGCCUGUGACAGAGAAGAGUUAAGGCACCAGAGGAAACAGACCGGCUUGGACAGUUUAAUGAGAAGAGGCUGUAGGAACAGGGAACCUGAACUUGGCACCAGGCCACCUGGGGCCCUCAGAAAGGUUGGUGUUUCAGGGUAGGGUAUGAAGAUGGUGGCUCAGCCCAGACCUGGUCCCCUGGCUGCCUCCACAGGUUUUUACCUGGCCUUCUGGGAACCAGUCUCUUCCGUGUCUAGGACAACCUUUGGCCCUGUGUGUCUGUCUUCCCACCAGAGUGAAGUUCCCGCCAGAGGGCUAGAUGUCUGGCCUUCUUGCCAAACCUUGCUGGGGAAAGUCUACCACCCCCGUCAGAGGCUGGAACUGUGCAUUUUCAAAGAGGCUGGCAGUCUCUUCUCCCAGCAAAGUGGAAGCUGACCCCACCAGCUCUUCCCCUCAGUGGCGUUGCUAUGGAAACCUGGAGGGCUGUGGAAACUGCCUCAUUCCUGAGUAAUGUAAAGGCUCCCUUGCUGACAGGAAAGCUGGACAGAGUCCCUGGGAGGGAGAGAGGCGAGGUAUGCUCUGUAUUCAGUCAGAACCUCCGGUUUCAAAAUCGUCUAAGCAUCUAUAUUUGUGUGUAUAUAUAUAUUUAUUUUUAUUUAUUUUUAUACAGUUCCAUUGGCAUGGUCCUUUACCCACUCUAUAAUUUGCUCUUUUUAUUCCUACGUGUGUCAUACACACUGCAGUAUUAAAGGCAACCAGGAAAAUAUUGAUUUAUUUUUUAAAGCUUUUCUUCAGUGUCUGUCAACCAUUUCAAAGUGUCUCCCCAAAAAGGUUGUUCGAGAGCAGCUGCUACCUUGAGCAAGAUUCCUUUGUACCCUGGGUUAAUAUAACGAAAGGCCUAUGUAAUUCUCAUUGUAAACACCUGUAAUACAAGUAUAUCCAGACAAUACUCCCAAGGAAUUCGGUACAUUUGGUGUUAGUGAGCAGUAGCCAUUACGAUCAGGGUUCCCCUUUCUUGGAUAGUCCCAGCCUGUGAUCUGUUAGAUUAUACGUGAACUGGACCAGAGUUUGUUUCUUGAGCUUACGAGAAAAAGAAAAACACUAGUUAAUUUACACUUGAACCUGUAAAGUAUUGGAAUUUGUUGAGUAUCCUAUAAAUCGUCAACACUUUUCCUGAGCGCAAGUGUUUUUACAGAAGGGAAAAAAAAAAAGAUUUUUAAUAAAGAGAAU